Molecule: messenger RNA, 1236 nt
Organism: Caenorhabditis elegans
Lineage: Eukaryota; Metazoa; Nematoda; Chromadorea; Rhabditida; Rhabditidae
Gene: pho-10
Product: Putative acid phosphatase 10
Exons: 10
Coding region: 1-1236 (411 amino acids)
Molecular function (GO): acid phosphatase activity
Source: RefSeq, marked reviewed
AUGUUUUUAUCAUUAUUUUGUGUAAUAAUUGUGGCCGUUGGAUGUUCCAGCAAAGAUGGAAAUGUCAAGUUGGAGUUUGUCCAAGCUAUGUGGCGACAUGGCGAACGUUCGGCUCUUGCUGACCUCUACCCAAUCUACGAAAAGGACUGGGUAUUUGGCGGUGGUGGGCUCGGCGAGCUAACUGGAAGAGGAAUGGGAGAGAUGAAUAAUUUGGGACGACUAAUUCGUGAGCGUUAUGUUAGGAAAUUCAACUUUUUGGAACCAAAGUACGCAUCAAAGGAGGUAUAUUUUAGAUCAACCAAUCUGAAUAGAACUAUAAUUUCUGCAAUGUCUCUAUUGUAUGGACUAUUCCCACCAAGUUUAUAUGAUAUUCCGAAUGUUGACUAUCCAUUCACCCCACUUAAAUGGCUACCAGGACUUGCAUUUGUUCCAGUACAUGUUGAUGGUUCAGAUCAAUGUGCUGCCAGUCAAAAUUGCCCAUGUCCAAGGUACGAUUUUCUACAGCAACAAAUGCUUACUCUGCCAGAAGUUCAACAGGCUUUUCAGCAGGUUAUUCUUUUGAACCGACAAAUUGCUCCACUUUACAAUGUAACAACUGGAGUUGACACGUUUUACGUCUACCCAGACACGUGGAAAUGUCAAAGAGCCUACUUCAAUAAAACAAUGUACGAUAAGCUUCCAUGGUAUAACGAGCAACUUUAUUCCAAGGCUGAAAUAACGUAUGCACCAAUUAAAGGUUUUUUGGAAGGAAGUUUUAGUCAGCCGGCUGUCACUUCUAAUGGGCUUGAUGUCGCUUUUGAAAUCCAACAAGUUCGCUCUGGAGUUAUGAUUAAUGAGAUUGUUUCUCGUGCCAGUGAGAAACUAAAUUGUGUUGAGAGAGGGCAAAAUUGUACAAGCUAUUUGAAUAAACUCAAGUUUUACGGAUAUUCCAUUCACGACAACAACGUCUAUGCUGUGUUGGUAGCCUUGGGAAUCCCGCAUAUUUCCGCAACCGAAGAUGGAUGGCCUUCAUAUGCCGCUGCAAUUUUCUUCGAGUUUUACAGAAAUAGCCAGACGAAUAAAAGAUUGUUCAAAGUGCUGUAUCGCCAGGAUGCCAGUUCACAAAUUACGGAUGUGACUAGUCAAGUCCCAAUGUGCCAAGGAGUUUCGAUGUGUCCUUUAUCAACUUUUCAGCAUCUGGCAGAUGUCUUAAAGCCCAUUCCUGAUAUAAAUACCGUGUGCAAUAUCACUUCCUAA